Messenger RNA from Morone saxatilis (striped sea-bass), 1013 nucleotides. RefSeq names its product multivesicular body subunit 12Bb (gene mvb12bb). Gene Ontology annotation, biological process: virus maturation; viral budding; regulation of epidermal growth factor receptor signaling pathway. The transcript has 10 exons. NCBI's taxonomy places the organism in Eukaryota, Metazoa, Chordata, Actinopteri, Moronidae. The record is from RefSeq and is a predicted model, not a curated record. Bases 67 to 807 code for a protein of 246 amino acids. Gene Ontology annotation, cellular component: late endosome; ESCRT I complex.
GCGGGGUGAAGUCCGAAGGUGAAAGGUGACAUCAUCAGGAGACCGGGACGUUUCAACAGCUUUGACAUGUCUGAAGUGAGCAGCCAGCUGCCCGCAGAGCCCAUCUCUGCGGUCGGAGUAAUCGCCUCAAUCAACAAGGCACCUGAUGGCUUCUAUGUUGUUGCACAAACAACAGAUGGCUCUGACGCCGACCUGUGGAAGGACGGCUUAUUCAAAUCCAAGGUCACUCGCUACCUCUGUUUCACCAGAAAAGCUGGGCCCGACGUUGUUGUGGACGUGAAGGUGAUUGACAUUAAGGACGCCUUGCCAGAGGGCUUCACACCUGUGGAAGAAACAAUGGACACAAAGGAAGCUGCCAUGAGGAAGAGGAGGCUCUGUGUGAAAAUCAGCCCUCGUGCGGCUGCCGAGACGGCUGUAUAUGACAUCCAGAUCAUUGCGAAGUCCAAGUACCAUCUUGUUAACUACACCUGUAUAGGUGAGAUAAACAAUAUGGGGAUGUGGUAUCGGAUUGGAGAUGUUCCCCAGCAUCAGUCGUCCCAGGAAACGUCCAGUACAGAUAACACAGCCGCUCCACCCAACACAGCAAGCAGGAGGACCACGAGCAGGCCGGACUAUGAGCACCAGAGCAGUGGGAAUUACACCCUGACAGCUCUGGACGAUGUGCCCUUUGUGGUCUCUCAGAAGUUUUUUGAAAACCCCAAAGAGAUGCAGCAAGUCAAUUUAAUGGGCAUUACGAUCAAAUCCCUGGCAGAGAUCGAGGAGGAAUUUCACUACAACUUCAGCACGGAGCGAAGCAUUGCUGUGUAACUUUCCACACAGCUUUACAACCUGAGGGCCAGAGCCACGGGGACAAACACUGCAGAUGGACUAAAGGGAUCAUUUGUAAAAUAAUGAACUCAUGAAAUCAAGAAAAAGUUUGGGAUACACCCCAGCUGUAUAGUAUGUAAUUUAAGACAGAAAAAGUAUUUUUGAUCAUGUACAACUGUGCACAUUAAAUUUUAGAAAAUUUUCAA